GGAUACAGCUGCUCGCACAUAUCGUGUAAGCUUUCAUCCCAGCCGAUCGGAACGAGCGCGCUCUGAAAUUCUUGCAAGUGCGCGCUCUGGCAGGCCAGACUGUUUCGCUAAUACAUCGCACUGUACGUUAUAGCUGCGCGCAUUCUCGAGGAAGCCAAGAAAGCGCAGUUACCGGCUUCGUUCAUACGCUGCACUCGCUCUCGCGGCCUGGAAAGAAGAUCACGUAUACAAGAAGCUGCGAAUAAUCGAUCAUGCUAGUUGGUUUGAGCUGAAUCGCGCUGUAGCGCAAACGCACCGGCUAACGGACGUGACUUCCCGGCUCUCAUGGCGCUGCCGGGUCUGCUCACGCUCGGCACGGCAGUGCGGUGCUGGGAGGCGCUGGCCGCGGUGCGCCAGCUGGUGGCUUCCAAGCCGACUGGUGCGCUGGGGCCGCGCCUCGCGCGUCGCUGCACUAUGCAGUACAAGCGGUCCGUCCUGCGCCCCAUCCUGCGCAUUGCGGAUAUGGCGCGCGUGCCGCCGGAGCUGCAGUCCGGCCCGGAUGCUGCUGCCCAAUUCUCCGCGCUGCUGGCCCGUAUGGCUGCUGCUUGCGCAGAGCCUGGGGUGGCGGCAUGGCGCGGCUGACGUGCCCUUGCUGACCCUUACGGUGAAGCAGGCAACCCAGCUUCAACUUGCGCCUGCGUACGACGCACUCCGCGUGCGUCACUUGGCCUUCAUCCAAGAGGCCUACAGCGGCGCCGCGCCGCCAGCGGAAGCGAUUCAUGCGCUGCGGGCGGCCCUGGCGCGGCUGUGGGCUUUGGUGUGGGAGCCGCGACACAAGGAACCGCUCUGGCGUCUGGCAGUCAAUGGGUUCACGGGCUUUGGGAUGCUUGCGGCGUGGGCCGCAGAUGGACGCGUGGAGAAAUGCCCGUGUGGGACUCAGAUGACUGCUGGGGCUAGGGUUCAUCACUUCUGGGACUGUGUGGUGGCGGAGGCUCUGCGUGAUGUGAUGCGGGAGCAUGCGAAUGUGGACAUCACACGGAACCAGUUGUGGUUAGUACAGGCGCCACCAGGGCUAUCGCAGGCGGUGUGGGACAUCGUGUGCUUGGCUGCUGUGGCGGCCCUGGAAUACGGCCGACAGCGCCUUUACGCUUGCCGUGAUGCUGCAGACCGGACUGCGGAGGUUGCUGUUGUGCGAAGGAUAGGUGUGGAGGUGAUUGCGGACUUCUGGUCACGGCUAGCUGCGUUUGUGAGUCUGCGUCGGCCUCCGCGCCGCUGGGACCUUGUCCCGAACCAGCACCCAUUCCUAGCGUCAGAUGAUGUUGGAGGGGUUAUCUUGGUAGGGCCAACAGCGGACUCGCCACCGGCCUCACCCUAGCUUGUCAGCUUAGGGACUCGCAAUAAGAGGUAGUCUUAUGACGCCGACCCACGGCUUAGGUGAGCAACGCUAGCGUUUGCGGUGAGCCGGGCCUGGGGUUCCUCCCCUCUCCGGAGGCGAGGAGCAUGGGGGUCAUUCGGGGAUCUCUCCUCGGGUGAGCGUGCGUGUCUCGUACGUUUUUGGGGCCCUGGCUAGUCCACGGCUGUCGUCCCACAUGUAACCUCUAUCAGCU
Messenger RNA from Chlamydomonas reinhardtii, 1586 nucleotides. RefSeq lists its product as uncharacterized. NCBI's taxonomy places the organism in Eukaryota, Viridiplantae, Chlorophyta, Chlorophyceae, Chlamydomonadales, Chlamydomonadaceae. The record is from RefSeq and is a predicted model, not a curated record. Bases 325 to 621 code for a protein of 98 amino acids. The transcript has 3 exons.